Molecule: messenger RNA, 1692 nt
Organism: Camelina sativa (false flax)
Lineage: Eukaryota; Viridiplantae; Streptophyta; Magnoliopsida; Brassicales; Brassicaceae
Source: RefSeq, a predicted model, not a curated record
AUGGAGAUUACGACACGACGAAACAUAUUAGAGGGCGAAAAGGAAGAUGAGCAACCACUUAGCCCGGCGGCGCGUCUGUUUCACGCGCCGGAGUUCAACUGCAACAUUAUAUCGGUGAUUGGUAUUAAGAGUAAGAUGGAUCCAGAUGUGAUUAUGAGAGGGUUUAAGCAGACUUUUAUCAGGCAUCCUCGUUUUUCAAGUAAAUUAGUAAGUGAGCGAUGGAGACAAUGGACUAACCAAAGAUGGGUUCGGACAGAUGUGGUCGUUGAGGAACACGUCAUCGUACCCGAAAUCAAACCACAAAACAUAGAGAACACAGACGCAUUUCUCGAAGAUUACGUUUCUGACCUCAUGAAGAUCCCCUUGGACACCUCGAGGCCGUUAUGGGAGCUUCACAUACUCGACUUGAAAACCUCAGACGCUGAAAACGUCGCCGUUUUCAAGAUCCAUCACUCGGUCGGCGAUGGGAUGUCAAUCAUGUCUCUCGUCCUCGCUUGUAUGCGUAAAACAUCAAACCCUGAUGAGCUUCCGAGUCUACCGUACCAGAAACGGUCGUCAUCGCUGUUAACAACCGCUACAAGAAGUGAUUCACGGUUGUUAUGGUUGGUUAAGCUUCUCUGGACAGCUGUUAUCUUGGGUUUAAACACGGUUUGUGAUGUUUUGGAGUUUCUUGUUACGACGUUGUUCGUUAAGGACACGGAGACACCCAUCAAAGGUGACUUCCGGUCAAAGAAAAGUGAACAGCUACGCUUGGUCCAUCGCACCGUAAGCCUCGACGAUAUAAAACUAAUUAAAAACGCCAUGAAUAUGACAAUCAACGGUGUUGUACUUGGAGUAACCCAAGCUAGUCUCUCGCGAUACCUGGAGAGAAGAUACGGAGAAGACGAAACUAAACGGAAGCCAAAGAAUCUUCUCAAAAGAAUAAGGCUAAGAUCAGCUUUGCUUGUAAACUUAAGACCCACAACUGGAAUCCAGGAUCUAGCCGAUAUGAUGGAGAAAGGGUCUAAAUGUUGGUGGGGAAAUCGGUUUGGCUACCUAGUCUUUCCGUUUUCUAUCGCAUUACGCAAUGACCCGCUGGAACAUCUCAAAACAGCCCACAAGACCAUCAACCGGAAGAAAAACUCGUUUGGGGCAAUGCUAACAUACGUCUUUUGUAGAAUCAUUGUCAAAUCUCUUGGAAUUGAGGUGGCGGCUACUAUAAUUAACAGAUUGAUGUCAAACACAACGAUGACGUUUUCGAACAUGGUUGGUCCCGUUGAAGAAGUUAGCUUCUAUGGACAUCCCAUCACUUGCAUAGCCUCAAGUGCUUAUGGUCAUCCCCAUGCGUUGACGAUACAUUGUCAAAGUUAUAUGAAUAAAAUGACAAUUACACUACUCGUAGAUCCAACAGUUAUAAGUGAUCCUCAACGUCUCUGUGAGGACUGGGAGGAAUCUCUCCGAAGCAUUAAAGCUGCUGUCCACAAAAGAGGGUCUCCCCUUUUGUGGGAUUAUCUCAGGCUUCUCAGCAAUAGAGUGGCUUGGCUACUUUACAAAAUGGCUGGUAUAAUUUACAAAAUGAUGUGAUGCUAAAUUUGGGUUCUUCAUGAUAUAAUCUUUAGUUACGCGUUCAUAUGCCAUUCCACAAAAUAUAUCUCUCAAUGUAAUACCAAAAAUGUGUAGAAACAACAAUAAAAAAGCUUUCAGUUGGAACCA